AGGAAGCUGGAAGUACGUCGAUAACACUAUGAUUGGCUGAUAGGUAUUUGGUACACCCAAAAAGUGUAAUAGAAGAUGUAUUGGUCAAGGUGAGGCAAUUUACUGUUCCAAUAGAUUUUGUUGUCCUCGACUUUGCGGAAGAUCAUGAGAUUCCCAUUUGAAGUGGAAGUAUUUAAAUGUGGUAAUCCCUCCAAGUAUGAGGAAUCCGAAGGUUACUUAGGGGAUAACUAUAAUUUAUUAUCUUUUCGAACCACUAGCAGCCUUGAUCGAAGGUAUGCUUGUAGUUCCAUGUGUACAGGUACUCAGGAUUGUUCGAAGGAGACAGGCAAGUUGAAGGACUCAGGUACUAAAGCAUUCAAGUUCCACAACAACGAUCUUUCAGCAUUCUCAAAGAUAUCGACAAACAAUGUUAACGGUUCCAAACUUUAUUUGUUAAUAUUUUUGGGAUUGUUGUUAGAUUUUUAGGUUAAGAUUGCUUGGUUAGAAAUUCGGUUGAAUUGAGUAUUUGGAAACAUUUUAAUAUGGCAUCAAAUAAAUCUGAGAAAAACUAAAAGCACAAA
Gossypium arboreum is the source of this 560-nucleotide messenger RNA. RefSeq lists its product as uncharacterized. The record is from RefSeq and is a predicted model, not a curated record. Lineage: Eukaryota; Viridiplantae; Streptophyta; Magnoliopsida; Malvales; Malvaceae. The transcript is spliced from 2 exons. The coding region runs from base 145 to 465 and encodes 106 amino acids.